AUGUUUUGGAAUACAAUUUUAACUGUAUUUUCAAUAUUUUUAUGUAUUCUUCUCUAUCGUACAUAUGUAGUAUUUACACCAGAUAAAGCUAUAUUUGAACCAUGUUCAUCAUCAAUUGACAGGCACUCUUUGAAAUUUGAUCAACAGCGUCUUCAAAUAUUUCAAAAAUUACUUCAAUUUCGAACAAUAUCCUACGAA
This is a messenger RNA of Rotaria sp. Silwood2, 198 nucleotides long. The record is from the annotation of a GenBank genome assembly. NCBI's taxonomy places the organism in Eukaryota, Metazoa, Rotifera, Eurotatoria, Philodinida, Philodinidae.